This is a messenger RNA of Rubroshorea leprosula, 1292 nucleotides long. NCBI's taxonomy places the organism in Eukaryota, Viridiplantae, Streptophyta, Magnoliopsida, Malvales, Dipterocarpaceae. The record is from the annotation of a GenBank genome assembly.
GCAAUUAAUCAGGACAGGCAAACAAUCCCAUUUUGGCAAAUCGCUUCAAAGUUGGAAUUCUGAAUUCUGAAUUCUGAUUAGUACUUUUGACCCUGAAUUCAUAGUUUUUUCAGCAAAUAUAAGGAGGUGAAUCUGUUGGAUGUCUAUGAACGAUUGCUGUAAAGAUGGAAGCGGUACCUAACAGAUCGGAGUUGAGGAAGGAGCAGGAACGGGAACGGCGUCGAUUGCGCGAUAGGCAGAGAAGGCAGUCUAUGAGUCUUGAGGAGAGGGAAAAACAUCUCGCUAGACGCCGAAGAAACUAUCAGCUCCGGAGACAGAGAGCUCAGACUGCUCUGUCGAAUCCUCAAACUCAAUUUUCACAAACAAGCAUAGGUACCGGAGAUGAAGAUGGAAUGCAUGCUAGCAACCAUCUUCAGCUGGAAACUUCGGUUUUGGAUUUUAGAUCCACCGAGUCCAACGAUGUUGCUCUCGGUGGAUCUGAUGGGCAAGAGAGACUUAUCGCUGACAGCAGAAAGGCCGAGAUUUUGGAAAUUCCGGCUGAUAAGUUGGCUAUAAUACCUGGAAAGCUACGUUUAAACCGGAUAAAACAGCUUGCACGAGUGAUACAUGGUGGUAAUUCAAGUAAUGGAGUCGUGGCAGGAGUGGUGAUGGAUGGAAAUGCAACUCCCAAUUGUAAAUCAGUAAAAGGGUUGCGAUUAAACCGCAUCAAACGUCUUGCUCGAGCAAUAAAUCCUGCUGGGACAGAGAACACUGCUGAAAGGCAUCAAAGCGUAAGAGAAGGGUGAACAUCUCUGAUGGGCUACCAAAGACAGGCAACAACGUUAGUCAGCCAUAAACCAUAUACAAGGGUGAAAAUUCACUUGUCUCCUCCCUGGAGUCUUCCAAACAAAAACAUUGUCGUUUUCAGAUUUAUAAGAUUGCAAGUUGGAGAAAAAGGAUGAUUGCAACUGCAGGGGCACAGAAGCAUUAAUGCAAAAAAAUUGCCAGGGAGGAUUCAUUAACGGUGAUGGACAUAACCAUCCACUGGAAUUUGAUUUUUACCACUUUAGGAGGGUUGAAGAGAAAUUGAACAAAACCAAACAAGCACACUUGAUGUGUUGGUUCUUCCUAAAUUUUAUUUUAUUUUCUUUUUCUAGCAAUAAGAUUUUGUAUAUUGAUUUAAAUUUCUUUAUUUAUUAACUGUUUGUCCAUAUCUCAUUUUUCUCAUUUUCAUUUUAUUAGUGCAACAUAGCUUAAUGAGAAGAAGCUAUGUGGCUGGUACCAUUUGAAAGAAGUAAAGCUUUCUUACAUGG